This is a messenger RNA of Manis pentadactyla (Chinese pangolin), 4102 nucleotides long. It is a transcript of the gene HTR7, whose product is annotated as 5-hydroxytryptamine receptor 7. NCBI's taxonomy places the organism in Eukaryota, Metazoa, Chordata, Mammalia, Pholidota, Manidae. Bases 377 to 1684 code for a protein of 435 amino acids. Gene Ontology annotation, cellular component: dendrite; plasma membrane. Gene Ontology annotation, molecular function: G protein-coupled serotonin receptor activity; neurotransmitter receptor activity. The transcript has 3 exons. The record is from RefSeq and is a predicted model, not a curated record. Gene Ontology annotation, biological process: circadian rhythm; vasoconstriction; smooth muscle contraction.
CACUCCGCAACUUCUGCCGCUGCCUCUCGGGCGCUCUCGGCCGAGCCGCGCGGUUGCUGCGGGCUGCCGGCUGCCGGCUGAGGGGCGGCCAGCCGAGCCCGGGCCGCGGGCUCGCGGGCCGGCGUGUCCCGGGUGACUGUCGGGUGCCGGAGGCGUCCCCGGGAGUCCCCGCGCGGCCGCGGUCCCGUGUUGUCCGCAGCGGCUGGGGCCCCGGGACGUGCGGGGCCGCGAGGCCGAGUCGGGGCGCCCCCACGCGGCGGGCGCGGUCCCAUGGUUAGGCCGGGCGGAGCGGCACCGACGAGGUGAAGCCCCCGGGCCAGCGGCGGGAGCGUGCGGCGGGGCGCCGGCUCCAUGGGCAGCGGUGCACAGCGGCACGAUGAUGGACGUUAACAGCAGCGGCCGCCCGGACCUUUACGGGCACCUCCGCUCUUUUCUCCUGCCAGAGGUGGGGCGCGGGCUCCCGGACCUGAGCCCCGACGGCGCCGGCCAGGUCGCGGGCUCCUGGGCGCCGCACCUGCUGCGCGGGGUCCCCGAGGUGACGGCCAGUCCCGUGCCCACCUGGGACGCGCCCCCGGUCAAUACCUCCAGCUGCUGGGAGCAGAUCAACUACGGCAGAGCGGAGAAAGUUGUGAUCGGCUCCAUCCUGACGCUCAUCACGCUGCUGACGAUCGCCGGCAACUGCCUGGUGGUGAUCUCGGUGUGCUUCGUCAAGAAGCUCCGCCAGCCCUCCAACUACCUGAUCGUGUCCCUGGCGCUGGCCGACCUGUCGGUGGCUGUGGCGGUCAUGCCCUUCGUCAGCGUCACCGACCUCAUCGGGGGCAAGUGGAUCUUUGGCCACUUCUUCUGCAACGUCUUCAUCGCCAUGGACGUAAUGUGCUGCACGGCCUCAAUCAUGACCCUAUGCGUGAUCAGCAUCGACAGGUACCUUGGGAUCACAAGGCCACUAACCUACCCCGUGAGGCAGAAUGGGAAAUGCAUGGCGAAAAUGAUUCUGUCCGUCUGGCUUCUUUCCGCCUCCAUCACUUUACCCCCACUUUUUGGAUGGGCUCAGAAUGUAAAUGAUGACAAGGUGUGCUUGAUCAGUCAGGAUUUUGGCUACACGAUUUACUCCACAGCAGUGGCAUUUUAUAUCCCCAUGUCCGUCAUGCUUUUCAUGUACUACCAGAUUUACAAGGCUGCCAGGAAGAGCGCUGCCAAACACAAGUUUCCUGGAUUCCCCCGCCUGGAGGAGCCAGACAGCAUCCUCUCCCUGAACGGUAUGGUGAGGCUCCAGAAGGAGGUGGAGGAGUGUGCAAACCUUUCGAGACUCCUUAAACACGAAAGGAAAAACAUCUCCAUCUUUAAGCGGGAGCAGAAAGCAGCCACCACCUUGGGGAUCAUAGUCGGAGCCUUCACCGUGUGCUGGUUGCCGUUUUUCCUCCUCUCGACAGCCAGACCCUUCAUCUGUGGCACUGCCUGCAGCUGUAUCCCGCUGUGGGUGGAGAGGCCAUUUCUGUGGCUGGGCUAUGCAAACUCUCUCAUUAACCCUUUUAUAUAUGCCUUCUUCAACCGGGACCUGAGGACCACCUAUCGCAGCCUGCUCCAGUGCCAGUACCGGAAUAUCAACCGGAAGCUCUCAGCUGCAGGCAUGCAUGAGGCCCUGAAGCUGGCUGAGAGGCCCGAGAGACCCGAGUUUGUGCUGUAAGGCAAAACUCUGACUACUGUAGAAAAAAAAGUCAUGAUUCAUGAUCGAAAGUGGAUUAAUGGAGAUGAAAUAAACAAGGCAAGAUAGAGGUGGAAACAACGAAAUCAUUUGCUGAGACUGCAGAAUGGAAUGCAGCUUCUGUCCUUUCUUGAUGGCUAAAACAUGACAAGCAGGGUGAUCUGUUGUACAAAGUAUAUUAUGAGGGAGAUGGUGACCUCUCCUUUUUUUCCUGUGGCUCAGUGCUGUUGUGUGCAAAUGCACGCAGUUCUCCGUUUAGGACAGCCAGAUCAGCUCCACAGUAAGUGCAAGAAUAGAACUGAGUUCCAGAAAGGAAACAGUUUCCGGUGCUUAUGUCCACAUCCAUGUAAGUGGAAGAAAGUUUUAGUGCACAUUUCCCGUGCUUCCAAGUCUAGGCGUUGUGGUGAAUAUUCAGGAAUCAUUCAUGAGACAGAAUGUAUUUUAUUGUAGAAACAGAAGAGUGUUUUUCUAAGCAAACUGCGGUAAGCAUAGUGUUGAAUAUGUUGCAUGUCCGUGUUAGAAAACAGAAUCCUGUUGUCAGCUAAUACAAAUGAUCUCCCAGAGCAGUGUCUGUUUAAAGCGUCUGUCAAAUAGUUCGGCUUUUUGCAGGGUCCCUGUGACUUCCCUACCAACGUACUUCCUUUGUUAAUGUACUCACUGUAAUGGCAUAUCUCAGGAACAGAUCUCAGGAUGGAGAGAAUCAUAAAACCUGACUACAGCUUUCCCUUGCACUCAUUUCUUCUGAGGGGUCCUGCAAGGUGACAGACUCUUUCUGUGAGGAUUUUUACCUGGAUGAAGAGCAAGUGCCCCCUAAAUGUACUGUAUGUUACCGUGGUUUUUGGCACAGAACUUUUGACUAUUGUUCACACACAGGUGCAGUGGGCUCACGGGCUGGUCCAUAACUAUGUGUUUUUCUGGAAGAAGGAUGGGAAUAAAGGGGUUUCCCUAAAAACCUGUGAUGCUUCUGGAAUGGAACAUCAACGUGUUAGCUCUCAUUGCGCAGCACUGUAUUAAACCAAAUUAUGUGAAUAAGAGGUCACCUGGGCCACUGCUGGAAAUGCUCCAGAGCACCAGUUGUUUCUUUCAGAGGGUUUAUUUUUGUGUUCUCUGUGUCUUAAAUCAAAUGUGUGCCUGGCCGAUUCUGUUCUCCCCUCUCCCUUUCCAAAGUGGUAGACAUUAAGGGCAAGCAAGGAAACAGAAAAGUCCCUUUGUGGACAGUAUUUUUUUUUAAUGGUUCUGUGUAAUACUUAUGAUCUAAGGAGACAGAGAGACAGAAGAGUACCUCUAAAGGGAAAAAAUGAAUGCAAACCUUCAUCUGAUAAAAGAAAACUGAAAAAGAAUAUUAUUUUCCUACAAUAAAUGUAGCUAUUCUCUCACAAGGCAAUGUGGAAUUCCAAUGUGGAUUGUGGAUUUCUUCCAGCUUUCACUGACAUUGUUCUUACCACACACCGGAAAGGGUGUUACCUUUCCUAGAAGGGGAGGUGAGCACAUCCUUUCAGACAAAGGUUGUACAAAUUCCUGAACCGCAGAUUUGCUGAAGUGACUGUACAUAUUUACAUUCAUAAUUUAAAUGGUUAAUUCUGGUCAGAUAAAUGUUGUUAAAAUUGAAAAUGUUUUAUUACAUUACAUCAAAUAAAGUUUAUUUGUAGCUCUAAUAAAGCAACUUAAGUAAUGAUUUUUAAUUGAAGGUCUGAUGUCAUAAAUGUUGCCAUAUAUAGAAUGGCAGAAGGACAAGGUUUAUAUAUUUCCUAAAAUUCUCACAGGUAGUUAAGACAGUUCUGUAAUUAAUUGCAUGUCACUGUGAGAAUUUGUCCAUUUUGUAACUUUUUUUUUUUUUUUAAGACUGACUGCCUUGAUUUGGUUAACGAGCAUUUAUUUAGACUCUUGCAACAUUGGGCACUCUGCACACUGAGGGAACAAAGACGGGUAAAGCAAGUCAUUACUUUUAAGGAGUUUGCCAUCAGAUAGAAGGUACACACUUCUCAGAUUGUCAUCCUACAGUGCAGUAAGUACCACAGUAGUUUGCAGGGAAUGGCAUGUUUCCUUCCUGUAGUAUAGGACAGGGCAUUAUGGUUAUUGGAUUGAUUAAAGUUUUCAAAUGGGUUGGUUUAAUAAGUUUAUUAGGGCCUUAGUUAUUCAAAUUGGCUCUUUGUCCUGCCUGACUCGAAUGCCUGGUUACUGAACUCUCUCUGUUUCAUUCUGGCUACAGGGACUGCAUCUUGUAUAUGUGCUUUACAUGUAUGACAGCCAAAUAAAAUGAAAAGGUAGAAAUUGAGAGAAACUAAGAAAAAUAUCAAACAAUUUAUACUACCUCACAUAUGGCAUAAUCUGUGCCAAAGGUCCAGCUUUUUUUUUUUAACUAAGAAUUGGAGGAAUCACUCAAAUAAACAUUUUAUGUAU